Molecule: messenger RNA, 755 nt
Organism: Polypterus senegalus (gray bichir)
Lineage: Eukaryota; Metazoa; Chordata; Cladistia; Polypteriformes; Polypteridae
Gene: cdk2ap2
Product: cyclin-dependent kinase 2 associated protein 2
Exons: 5
Coding region: 387-602 (71 amino acids)
Biological process (GO): negative regulation of G1/S transition of mitotic cell cycle; regulation of microtubule cytoskeleton organization
Cellular component (GO): nucleus; microtubule; cytoplasm
Source: RefSeq, a predicted model, not a curated record
UACGUGGCGGCAAGUGGUCGGCGGACGUCCACCUCGUCUCGGUAUUUCCGACCGCCUCGCACAAAGGAGGGUGGAGCGGGUGUCGAGGGCUUUUUCUGGUACAUUUUCUGGAAUCGGUGAGUUGCGGACAGAGCGACCCGGAAACGGGUUUCGGAGCGCUGCUGCACAGCGGGAGCCGGAGCUGAGAGACAGACGGAGAGAGACCACGAGAUCAUGAGCUACAAACCUAUUGCUCCAGCACCCACGAGUUCCAGUCAGACCCCACCUGGUGAGCCUACCUGUCGUGCCGAGAGGUUACUGCCUCCAGUGUACCAUCACCUUCGGGUUCCUUGCCCGGAGCAGCGUCAUCCUAUAGACCACUGUUCAAUGACUUCGGACCUCCGUCUAUGGGCUAUGUGCAGUCAAUGAAGCCACCUGGUUCUCAGGGUUCCCAGUCGACAUAUGCUGACCUGCUGGCUGUGAUGGAGGAGAUGGGAAAGGAAAUCCGGCCAACCUAUGCAGGCAGCAAGAGUGCAAUGGAGAGACUAAAAAGAGGUAUAAUUCAUGCCCGGGCUUUGGUUCGUGAAUGUCUGGCUGAAACAGAGCGUAAUGCCAGGACAUAGCAAGACAGCAUUCAACAACAGGGAUUCAGUCGCAAAAGACCUGCAAAAACCACUUUUUCGACUUAUGGCAACUGAUGCGGGUUUUCAUCAUUAAUGCUGGAAAAGCUUUUUAAAUUAAAACAUUUUUCAAUAAAUUAAUUUUUUUCAAUGAAA